CAAUUGCCUCCCUUCGCCGUUCGGACCGUUUCUUCUCCCAUGCCUUGAAGGAUGACCGGCGGGAUCCAAAGUCAAACCCUUCGCCAUUCUCUUUUGACUUGUCAAUCUCUCCCUUCUUCGCCGCCCUCGUCGUCGUCUUCUUCCUCCAUGCCGCACCGGAUUCACGGAAGCGGCGCGCUUUGACCAUGCACGGGCUGGCGACGAAGGCGACUAGACGACCCCGCGAUGACAAGGCAGACGACGAUGUGGCUAUGAUCAAGAUCAGACGCUUCGUGUCCAAAAUGGAGCCCGCUAAGUUGACUCUGCUCCUGGUGAACCUCGCCGGGAUCAUGGAGAGGGCCGACGAGUCCCUCUUGCCGGGCGUGUACAAGGAGGUCGGAGCCGCCCUGCACGCCGAUCCGACUAAGCUCGGCUCGCUCACGCUGUUCAGGUCGAUGGUCCAGGCCCUCUGCUACCCUCUGGCGGUCUACUUGGCGGCGCGCCACAACAGAGCUCACGUGAUUGCCCUCGGCGCGUUCCUCUGGGCCGCCGCCACGUUUCUUGUCGCGUUCUCGUCUACUUUCUCCCAGGUGGCAGUUUCAAGAGCUUUGAAUGGCAUUGGGCUUGCCAUAGUAGGACCUGCAAUCCAGUCCCUUGUGGCUGAUUCGACGGACGAUAACAACCGGGGUAUGGCUUUUGGAUGGCUACAGCUGACUGGCAAUCUCGGUGCCUUAGUAGGUGGUCUAUUUUCUGUGCUGGUAGCUCCCACAACAUUCAUGGGGAUCCCUGGGUGGAGAAUUUCCUUCCAUUUGGUUGGACUAAUAAGCAUCCUAGUUGGAGUUCUAGUCCGCCUCUUUGCCAGAGAUCCACAUUUUGAUGAUGGCCGUGCCAAGAUUGCUGGGCAAACUUCAAAUCAAUCAUUUUGCUCAGAUGUGAAGGACUUGCUUCAAGAAGCAAAAUCGGUGAUAAAGAUUCCAUCGUUCCAAAUAAUUGUUGCACAAGGCGUAACGGGUUUAUUCCCCUGGUCAGCUUUGUCAUUUGCAACAAUGUGGUUGGAGCUUGUUGGGUUCUCUCAUAAUAAAACUGCAUUUCUCAUAGCACUUUUUGUGAUUGCUAGUUCCCUUGGGGGACUUUUUGGAGGUAAAAUGGGAGAUUUUCUUUCCAGACGUCUACCAAACUCUGGAAGAAUAAUUUUAGCACAGAUAAGCUCGGCAUCAGCUGUCCCACUUGCAGCAAUACUUUUGCUGGCUCUGCCAAAUGAUUCAUCCACUGCGUUUGUACAUGGGUUAGUUUUGUUCAUCGUGGGCUUCUGCAUAUCAUGGAAUGCUCCAGCAACAAACAAUCCUAUUUUCGCAGAAAUAGUCCCUGAAAAAUCCCGAACAAGUGUCUAUGCCCUGGACCGAUCCUUCGAGUCCAUACUAUCAUCAUUUGCUCCUCCUAUAGUUGGAAUACUAGCCCAGCAUGUGUAUGGUUACAAAGAACUUCCUGGAGGAUCUGGUGCAUCGCAGGAUAUUGAGACGGAUAGAGAGAAUGCAGCCUCGCUGGCCAAGGCACUGUACGCAGCUGUGGGCGUUCCCAUGUUCCUCUGCUGUCUUAUCUACUCGUUCCUCUACUGCACGUACCCACGAGAUAGAGAGCGGGCUCGGAUGGAGGCUCUAAUAGAAUCAGAGAUGGAACAGUUAAACUUGGAUGAUAUGUCCCCCAAUGGAGUAGGUACUGGUGAUCUGGUUGACAGAUCAGAUAUUAAUGGUAGGGAGAGGAGUGUCAUCAAUGCUCAUUACGAGGAGGACGAUUCUACCGAUAUUGAGGAUGGCUAUGAGAAGACGUUGCUUCACCAUCAAUUGACGUUCUCUAAUCUGGGUGAGUAGUCGCACAACGCAUCUGGCUAAAGCCGGCAUCAUUUUUGAAGGAGGGAGGAGGUUUUUGAUAGGUAUACUCGCAUAGAACUUCUGUAACUACAAUUGAUAAGCAGAGACCUUGCAAGAGUGUUGUAUUGUACAGAGGGAGAGGUUAUUGUAGAGAUUAGAGGAGCUACAUUUAUGAAUUUGUGGAGGUCAAGCUGUGGUCUUUAGUUACCUUUGCAUUCUCGUCUCAACGAGGAUAUAAUGCAACAGCGUCUGAAUGGACAGAGCGGAUUUCGCUCGAUAGCCACAUAUAUCAUCGUUUAUAGGAAAGAACUGAUCCGGUG
Molecule: messenger RNA, 2167 nt
Organism: Rhodamnia argentea
Lineage: Eukaryota; Viridiplantae; Streptophyta; Magnoliopsida; Myrtales; Myrtaceae
Exons: 3
Coding region: 186-1847 (553 amino acids)
Biological process (GO): transmembrane transport
Cellular component (GO): membrane
Molecular function (GO): transmembrane transporter activity
Source: RefSeq, a predicted model, not a curated record